Molecule: messenger RNA, 393 nt
Organism: Ostreococcus tauri
Lineage: Eukaryota; Viridiplantae; Chlorophyta; Mamiellophyceae; Mamiellales; Bathycoccaceae
Product: Ribosome-binding factor A
Exons: 1
Coding region: 1-393 (130 amino acids)
Biological process (GO): ribosome biogenesis; rRNA processing
Molecular function (GO): ribosomal small subunit binding
Source: RefSeq, a predicted model, not a curated record
AUGGAGACGUACGUGAGGCGGAAGAUUGGGUCGAGGAUGUCGUUGAGGUUGACGCCGGAGAUUCGGCUCAUUUACGACGACUCGUUCGAGCGCGGGCAAAAGGUGAGCGCGCUGUUGGAUGAAAUUAGGCAAGAGAAUCGGAAUAGGACGGCGAAAAAGUACGGGAAGAUGGCUUUACUGUCCAUCGAGGAUACGAUCGCCGAGCGCGGGGACGUGGAGGAGGAUGAGGACGAGAGCGAGUGGGGCGACGACGACGACGCGGUGUGGGACGAAAUGCUCGAGGGCGUUGAGGACGCGAUGGCUGAGUUUGGCGACGACGACGACGACGACGACGACGACGACGACGACGACGACGACGACGACGCAUCUGGCAUUAAGAUCAUCAACGUCUAA